GAAAGAAGCAACAGAAAUGUUGCAUUGUCUCACCAAAAUGCUGGAUCACAGUUGGGAUGCUGGAUAACGCCACCUUCAACACAAUCACUGUGGGCACGCGCUUCAAAGGAAGAUCCAGAAGCUACAUUUGCAAGUAUGAAGAAAACAGACGCACACCUCCACAUCAUAACCAGCUAUCCUCACAUCACCUCAGGGUCAGUCUUUGACAUGACAGCCAAGACGGGCUCCAGCACGCCAACCCGGCAAGCUCUGAGGACGAGCGAGAGGGAGACGUACAGUAAAGAUGGAGAUGUAGACGAAGUCCACCCCUACUUUGAGGAAGACGGAGGCUGCUUAGCAUUCACACCCCCCCUCAUGACUCACGAGCGGUGUGAGUAGCAUCACACCCACCCCUUCCCUCCCCGUGGCCCCUCCUGAAUGCCAGGAAGAGCCGAACCACGCGUCCCCAGCAGAAGGAAAACAGAGGAAGGCGGCGGAGGAUGAAAAAAGGAGCCAAAAGCCACAGCAGCAAGUUGGCCCACACAUCUCUGUUGCUCCCGUGAUGUCACAAGCAUGUGACCCCGCUUCUCCAGUGACAGUAUUCUGAGGGAAUGAGAAAAGAGAUUUUUAAAGCCUCUUGCCUCUUUUGGGUUUGUGUGAAGCCUUCGCUCACCUCACGAGCAACCACAGAACCGCAGAAGUUCGGCUCAGGAUUUUUGCAUGGGGUGUAAAUGGUUAAUUGUCGCCGGUCAACUUCAGGUUUAAGGACGGCACCAACCAAGGCAUCAAGGGUCGGCGAAACCGCAGAGAAACGAAAAUUUGUAUGCCAAGUGACCGACAUGGCAUCCAAUAGCCUCUUCAGUUCGGUGACCCCGUGUCAGCAGAGCUUCUUCUGGGAUCCCAGCGCCGGCCGGAGGUUUAGUCCACCGGUAUCGGUGAAGAUGAACGAUGCGAACUCGAAUCCAGCACAACAGCAGCAGCAGCAGGACAGCGCGGUGGUGCCGAGACUCCGUGCGCAAGAGAACCGCUCCAUGGCCGAGAUCAUCGCCGACCACCCCGCCGAACUGGUGCGGACCGACAGCCCGAACUUUCUCUGCUCGGUUCUUCCUUCGCAUUGGAGGUGUAACAAAACCCUACCGGUUGCCUUUAAGGUGGUCGCCCUGGGUGAUGUUUCGGACGGGACGGUGGUCACAGUGAUGGCGGGGAACGAUGAGAAUUAUUCGGCUGAGCUCAGGAAUGCCUCAGGUGUUAUGAAGAACCAGGUGGCCCGCUUCAAUGACCUACGAUUUGUUGGCCGGAGCGGAAGAGGGAAGAGCUUCACUUUGACGAUUACAGUAUUCACAAACCCACCACAAGUGGCCACUUACCACAGGGCCAUUAAGGUGACGGUGGACGGACCACGAGAGCCCAGGAGACACAGACCAAAACUAGAUGACUCGCCGAAAGCCGGACUGUUCUCUGACCGGCUGAGUGAACUGGAACGGAUACGACAGAGCACGAUGCGGGUUACUGUGCCAACGCAAACGGCACGGCCGUCGCUUAGCAGUCCGAAUUCCUUCACACCCCAGGGACAGACGCAGAUAACAGAUCCACGUCAGGCUCAGUCUUCUCCACCAUGGUCAUACGACCAGACCUAUUCGUCGUACCUUAGUCCAAUGGCCUCUCCGUCCGUGCACUCCACCACCCCGCUCUCGUCCAGCCGAGCCACGGGUCUGCCCUCCAUCAGCGAUGUGCCCAGACGUCUCCCAGGUACGACGGAUUUGAGUCCUUUUCCUGGCCAAUUUGAACGUCAGUUUCCCGGUUUUUCCUCACUCACAGAAAGCCGAUUUUCCAGUCCGAGGAUGCACUACCCGGCCACAUUCACGUACACACCGACCCCCGUCACCAGCGGAAUGUCGCUCGGCAGCGCCCACUACCACACCUAUCUGCCCCCACCGUACCCCGGCUCCAACCAGAGCCAAACUGGACCCUUCCAGAGCAGCAGCACACCCUAUCUCUACUACGGUGCCUCAUCCGGCUCCUACCAAUUCUCCAUGGUCCCGGGGGGAGAUCGCUCGCCGAGCCGGAUGAUGCCGCCGUGUACGAGCGCCUCCACGGGAACGAGCCUCGUCAACCCAAAUCUCCCCGUCCAGGCUGACGGAAGUGGGGGGGUUGAAGGAGACGGUAGUCAUAGUAACUCCCCCACUUUGCUUAAUCCUGCUGGUAGAAUGGACGAAGUUGUUUGGCGGCCAUAUUGACGGGACAGCGACAAGCCUUUAUUAAACAAGCGGCAUGGUUUUAAAGCACAACGUUACUAGGAUUUCCAUCCUGUCUUGCUGAGCGACUUUCUCUGCCUAUGUUUUCGUAUCAUUUUUUUUAAGAGUAUUUAUAAACCCGUUUAAUGGGGAGUAUUUUUACAUUGAACUAUUUUGGCUGUAUAACGUUACUCUGGACUUUCUGACCUCUGGGAAUUACUGUUAUUGAGGGGGUUAUUUGGAAUUGAAAAAACAGAGACAGUUUAAGUAUUGCAUUAGCAUCGUUGUAUUAUUUAUAUGGCACGUCUUUAAUUAAAGCUGCAAUCUGUAAUUUUUACGGGUUAAAAAUCAACAAGAAUCUGUACAUUAACAGUCAGUCUCUCUUUACCUUGCAAGGGUUCAAAACGUUAAGCUUAUAAUAAUACAAAAAGUCGUAUUGUGUGGGAAACGUCAACUUGUAACGUCAAAAGUAUCCUGCAGUUUUAUGUUUCGAACAGAGAUGGCGACAAAGAGGAAAACGUUACAGAUUUCAGCUUUAACAAAUCAUUCAAAGCACUGAACAGCAAGC
Molecule: messenger RNA, 2781 nt
Organism: Misgurnus anguillicaudatus (oriental weatherfish)
Lineage: Eukaryota; Metazoa; Chordata; Actinopteri; Cypriniformes; Cobitidae
Source: RefSeq, a predicted model, not a curated record